This is a messenger RNA of Haemonchus placei, 663 nucleotides long. NCBI's taxonomy places the organism in Eukaryota, Metazoa, Nematoda, Chromadorea, Rhabditida, Trichostrongylidae. The record is from the annotation of a GenBank genome assembly.
AUGAGCGAAUCGCAAAGCCCGUCAGCAAGCAUACCUCCAGAAUCGGACGAUCUUGGCAUUAUUCAAGAAAGUGUUGUUCAGGACUCGUCCUCAGGAGUGGGAUUCUCCCAAGCUGGAUUUCUUUUCCGUCAUCUUGAUUCACUGGUGACGGCAAUCUCUCAAAAGUACGACAUUGAGAGACUUCAGGUUGGACUCGGCUUGCUUCUUCUAAUCCUGCUCGUCUUUUUCUGUUUGUGCAUAGCAGUUGUUUGGAGAUACUACUCACCUGUAAUCAUCAGCUACACUAUUAAAGAGCAAGAGGAACGAGCUCGUAAAACUAGUGAAAGAGAGAAACAAGAAAAGGAAAAGAAAAUGGACGCCUUCAAAAAUUUUCUCAAAAAGAAGAAGGUUGACAAGCAUUUCAAACACUCUGGUUCUGGUCAACGACUCGAUUCUGGUUCCAGUGCUAAACCAACAAUAAUCUCUGGAGCCGCACAGGGCGGCGGAAUAGAUCGCGUAGCCGCUGCCGAUGUUGCCGCACAAGCAGCUUUAAAACGUCUCUACAAAGCGGAGCCACAGAUAAGCAGCAGUCAAAAAAAGAUCCAAAUGAUUGUACGGCUUGUUUCCUUACUUUGUUUUCAUAAUUUUAAAACUGUUUCGGUGAUCAUGAACGAUGGGGCAUAA